This is a messenger RNA of Paramecium pentaurelia, 391 nucleotides long. The record is from the annotation of a GenBank genome assembly. Lineage: Eukaryota; Ciliophora; Oligohymenophorea; Peniculida; Parameciidae.
UAUGUCAUUCCCAGAAUAUUUCCAAAUUUCAAUGAAGAUAAGUGGAUGUGAAACCUGUGAUUCUCCUUACAUUGAAGGAGGACCUGAUAUGAUCAUUGAACUUAAUUAUUCCCUUUAUAUAGUAAAAUGCGAUUAGAUAUGGGAAUUGCAUGGAAUAUGUGGAACCUACUUAGAAGUUCACAAGUAAGUGAUAUUAAUGCUAUUCAUAAGACCAUUAAAUAAAGAUAUUAUAUACGAAUAAUAGAUCAAGGGUAAAGGAACUCUAAAAACAUAAAUGUUAACUAAAUCAUUAUAAAGUGGACGCUAUGAAAUUUGGGUUGUUGUUCGUAGUAAAAUUGGAUCUGUCAUUUAAUAUGUGAAAUCAUUUUAUAUAACUAUUGUCAAUUAGUGA